Messenger RNA from Osmerus eperlanus (European smelt), 1083 nucleotides. RefSeq names its product C-type lectin domain family 4 member G-like. Bases 52 to 1083 code for a protein of 343 amino acids. The record is from RefSeq and is a predicted model, not a curated record. NCBI's taxonomy places the organism in Eukaryota, Metazoa, Chordata, Actinopteri, Osmeriformes, Osmeridae. Gene Ontology annotation, molecular function: signaling receptor activity. The transcript has 6 exons.
AGAGAGAGAGAGAGAGAGAGAGGGAGAGAGUCAUCCAGGUGGCCUUGAGACAUGGAGACGGACGAGGAUGUGUACGCCAACGUGGACGACGUGUGGGCGACCGAGGUCGAGAGAGUGGGAGAGAAGGUGACCAGGCGGGGAGACAGGGAGGUGGAAGCAGCAGGCUACCAGGUGUUACACAAGAGGCCAGAACUGACUGAGGGCAAAGCUGUGGAGAGCCUCAAGAUGUCUCCAGAUGCAGACAGGAAGUUUGGGCGGAGCUUCUCUGUGGACAGGAAGUGUGAGCUGGGCCGGCUGGCUGUGCUGUGUCUUGGGCUGCUCUGUGGCCUGCUACUGGCUACAGUCAUAGGCCUCUCUGUGUUCUAUUUAAAGACCAUCCAUCAUUCGACUCAGCUGCAAACCAGUUAUGACUCUCUUCAAAUCCAAUAUGAUCUCUUGAGGACAGAGAGAGAUCAGCUGCAAACCAGUUAUGACUCUCUUCAAACCCAAUAUGAUCUCUUGAGCACAGAGAGAGAUCAGCUGCAAACCAGUUACACAUCUCUUGGUACAGAAAGACACAAACAGCAACUCAGUUUUCAAAAUCUGAGUUUGGAGAGAGACCAUCUGCAGAGGAUGGUCUCAAGAUUGGAAAUGUCUGCGGAAUGCUGUCCUGGUUGGAAGAAGUUCCAGUCAAGUUGUUACUAUCUUUCUACUGAGGAGAAAACCUGGGAAGAGAGCAGCCAGUACUGUAGAGGCAGAGGAACCAACCUGGUUAUCAUAAAGAGCAGAGAGGAACAGGUGUUUCUAAAUGGACUUCACUUCAAUCAAAAAUUCUGGAUGGGUCUGACUGACACAGAACAAGAAGGGGUUUGGAAAUGGGUGGACGGAACCAGACUGAAACUGACCGAAACAUUCUGGAGAGGGGGAGAACCGAACAACGCGGAUAUGAGAGAGCACUGCGGAGUGUUCAACAAAUUUCCUAAUCCUCUGUUCCUCUGGAAUGUUCAUUUAUCCUCAUGGAAUGACGAGCCUUGUGAUAUACGUUACCAAUGGGUGUGCAAGAGGAAAAUGGCCGUGACCAUGGAGAUGAUCGAACAUGAGUGA